AAUAACGAAAGAUGUUGGAAGAUAAACCCGGCCCGGCUUUUGUUUGUCCCUUACUUUACCUUAUCCUUAUCUUGAAACGUAAACAAAACAAAGCGAGUGGCCACGAACAGAGGGGGAGUUCGGGGUGUUUCCUACUGCGUCACCAGAGCGAGAGGUUUGUUCCAAAUGAAACUAGUCUAUUUGAUUGUUCUAAGCAAAAGGAGGAUGGAUGGCCGGUGAUGAAGAUUGCCCGAGGUGAGAACGAGACUUUGAUUGUCCUCUCCCCUCGUCCCGGUCGGUCCCUCGUUCCCUCCCCCCCGGAGCCCGGGUCUGUAUCAGUGAUGGACUUCAAUGACAUUGCCCUGAAGUACAGGUCCUCUGUCCAGUACAGCGCCCUACCGGAAGUGACGGACGACGACGAGAAGGACCAUGAACAAUUCCUGCAGGAAGUGAUCUACCACGACGACCCGGAACCUCGGCCGAAUCCUGUCACCAUGACUCCCGGAAAGUCUUUGUCGUUGACCCAGAUAAUUCUGCUGAAUGCAGUGGUCUGCGGUGUAGAGAUCUGCGCAUGCGCUGGUUUUACAUACAUACCUCCAAUGCUGCUAAAGGCUGGAUACACAGAGGAAAAUAUGAGUAUAAUUUUAGGAAUGGGGCCCCUUUUGGGUUUCAUCUUUGUUCCGAUAAUAGGUCGCGCCAGUGAUAACUGUUUCAGUUCUUGGGGACGGAGGCGGCCAUUUAUUGUAGGAAUCUCAUCAAUUCUUAUGUUCGCCUUGAUAACGAUUCCAUACAGUGACUGGAUUAGUUUGUCUCUAUUUGGGCCGGGAAGCAUGAGUAAAACUGGGGCGCUGCUGAUUCUGACGAUAGGGGUCGUCCUGCUUGAUUUUACUAGUCAGGCAUGUCUCACGCCAUGUGAAGCGUUACUAAGUGACGCAUCCAAGGAUACUAACCAACAAGAGCGAGUGUUCAUGGUAUAUUCUCAGAUGGUCUCGUUGGGAGGAUUUCUUGGGUACCUUAUCACGGCCCUGGACUGGAACACCACGGCGAUCGGAGCGCUGAUUGGCGGGCAAGAAAGAACCGUGUUCUCUAUGUUAGUCUUCCUGUUUAUGUUUUUGUUGUUUGUGACUGUAGCUGUAGCAAACGAGGAACCACAUAUUGUUUCUAAAAAUUCCCAGGCCCCGGAUAUAAAGCCUGUGGAGGUCACCCCCACCACGGUUGUGUUCACUGGUCCCGCGAUGGAGUCGGGCUAUGAAUCUAGUGACUCGGACGAAGCCUCUUUGCCAAACGUUUUACGAAAAUCUCGUUCCCGAUCUCGACGUCACAAAAAGAAAUUCCGUCCUAUUAUGUUGUUGUGCAUGCCUUUUGUUUUCAUCUUAAAGCGUUUCAGAAUAUUUUCAUACGUGCAGUUCUAUGGUAGACUAGUCUUUGGUGCGAUACAAGACAAACUUCCAGAAUCAGUGAAGCUGCUGUUGGACGUCCCAUACGUGCUCCGUAAACUGGCCGUGGCUAACUUCUGCAGCUGGACUGCAGUAAUGGGUUUUAAUCUGUUCUUCACAGACUUUGUGGGGCAAGCUGUGUAUGAAGGAAAUCCCAACGCGGAGGAAAACUCUUACCUGCGAGCUCGAUAUGACGAGGGUGUUCGAAUGGGUUCAUGGGGUCUUCUCUUUCAUUGCAUCACUUCCGCUCUGUAUGCAUUCUUUGUGGAAAACUUGGUGGAGCGUUACGGGAUCCGGCGGACGUACGCUGCGGGGAUGAUGACCUUCACCUUGUCAAUGGGAGGCAUGGUUUUAUUCCGGAACAUCUACUUUGUGAACACAAUGGCAGCGCUGACUGGGUUCGGAUAUGCCACUCUCACGACAAUCCCUUUCAUCAUUGUCACGAAAUAUCACUCAGAAAAAGAGAUUUACUUCCGGACUGAGAAUGGCAAGAACAACUUCCGGGGCAUUGGAACAGACAUCGCAACGCUAGACUCUGCUUACUUUCUGUCACAAGUUGUCCUCUCAGGAAUUAUGGGAUACAUUGUUCACUUGACUGGAACUGUACUAUCUUACAUGAUCACGGCAGGGGUUAUGGGAAUGUUAAGUUGUAUUUUCAUUCAGAGUAUCAUUACGUCACGUGAGGAAAUGAUUGGCUUAACAAAAGUGGGCAAUUCUGUUAUUAAUAUAUGAAAUGUUACCGAGGGUUUGUCCUUUACUUCAUACCAGGUGCUUUACCCGUGUAUCAAUACUCUUCAAAUUAUACUCUUGUUGUGUAUUCGGUGCUUUAACGUUCUCGGAUUUACUUAUUUAAUUUAAUACACCUACAUGUUUUGAAAUUUAUAUGAUACAUAACGUGAUUCCAUGUUUAAUGCACAUCAUGUAUUACUUUUUAAUUGUAAUUAUUUCUCAGCUUUAUAUAAUUUACUUUCUGUUUUGUAACUUUACAUAAUUUACUUUCUGUUUUGAAUAAUGUUGGAGUGCUGACGAAAAAACGGCUUAUUUUAGUAAACCUACCAACGAAUAGGUUGUUCCGCAAUAUUGACGAAAUCUUGAAUUAGAAAUACUUGUGAAAUUUCCCAAUUAGCUGGCUUAUUAGUGUGAAUAAUAUAAAGUUGUCAAAAAUGUAUUAAUUUCUUAUUUACCUGUUUAUAUCCGCUUUAUGGUGGACACUGUGGAAAAAGUAGAAAGAUGGUGCUUUAUAGUUGUUGCUUAUUUUACUUAACUGAUAUUGAUGCAAUAAACGAUGGCCAAUCAAUGUGUAACAGACGUGAGGUACUGAGGUUGGCUAAUGUUGUUGUUCCCAGUCCUUAUCAAAGUACUUAUUCAUACAGUUCACAAAACUCUCUUAACUAUGUAAAAGUGAUAAAUUUAUUCAUUUCUACUUUGUAGUUGUAUCUUUAUUUAUAUAUAUAUAUAUAUAUAU
Magallana angulata is the source of this 2880-nucleotide messenger RNA. RefSeq names its product solute carrier family 45 member 3-like. Gene Ontology annotation, molecular function: sucrose:proton symporter activity. NCBI's taxonomy places the organism in Eukaryota, Metazoa, Mollusca, Bivalvia, Ostreida, Ostreidae. The record is from RefSeq and is a predicted model, not a curated record. Gene Ontology annotation, cellular component: membrane.